Molecule: messenger RNA, 4953 nt
Organism: Hemicordylus capensis (graceful crag lizard)
Lineage: Eukaryota; Metazoa; Chordata; Lepidosauria; Squamata; Cordylidae
Gene: PAG1
Product: phosphoprotein membrane anchor with glycosphingolipid microdomains 1
Exons: 4
Coding region: 3407-4450 (347 amino acids)
Biological process (GO): intracellular signal transduction; negative regulation of T cell activation
Cellular component (GO): plasma membrane; membrane raft
Source: RefSeq, a predicted model, not a curated record
CCUUCUACUCAUGGGGUCAGACAGGGUUGUGUCUUGGCCCCUACAUCAUUCAAUCUCUUUAUUAAUGAUUUGGCCCAGUGUCUGGAAAAGGUGGAUUCACAUGCAACUGUAUUAUCUCAGACUAGACUAGGGUUGCAAAGAUUGCUGCAUGUUUUCGCCUGGGUCUUGUAAUGAUAACAAGCUAGUUAUCAAUUAUAAAAAAUCAAAGGUCCUGGUUUUACCCAAAUCCAGGAAAUUAUAUAAAUGGGUUGUAAAUCAGAACCGUAUUGAGCAGGUUUACAAAUAUUUAGGCAUUUCCCCCAAUAUAAUCUUAAUUGGAAUACUCAUAGGCCAUCCUCUAUUCCUAUAGCCCGUAAAACUCUUAGUGGCUUUUUGCGCUUCUACUAUUCUAUAGGAGGCCAGUACAUUCCUAUGGCACUUCAUGUAUUUUGGGCUAAGAUUGUGGCUCAAUUACUUUUUGGAGCCUCAUUAUAGAUACAGGGAGUAACAUCUGAUUUGGAGAGAGUACAGUCUAUAUUCCUAAGAGCAAUCUUUGCAGUCCCUAGGUGUGUGUCAUAUUCUGCUCUUUGCCUGGAAUCUGGGUCUCUCUUUAUAGCCUGUAAAGCUUGGGAAUUUACUUUUGCUAGAUGGAUCAAACUCUGUUUAGAGAUCUGGGAAUUUUCUUUCUUACGAUAUUUAUGGUUGGACUCUUAUCCAAACCCCUGGCUAUCUUAUAUAAAUAACAAAAUAAUGCAUUUGGGGCUUUCUCCUUCUGAACUACUUACCCUGGAUAAUAAUAAGGUGAAGGAAAUACGAUUCCUGCGGUUGCAUGAUAUUGAACAUCAGGAACUUAUGUCCUCGGCUAAUAGUACCUGCUCUCCCCUACAUUUUGGGAUCCCCAUGGGAGAUAGAGGUGCUAAUUAUUUAACAACACUUCACUUUUCUAAGUUUCGGGUUGCAUUUGCUCGGGCCCAUUUAAAUGUGCUGCCCUCCUCUCUUUAGGAAAGGAGGUUUGCUAAGGAUCCUUCAACUACGGUUUUCUGCCCUUGUGGCUCUGGCCUCCUGGAAACUGUUAUCCAUGUUCUCUUAUAUUGUUCUUUGUAUCGUGAUGUCAGAGAAGAACUUAUUUCCCCCGUUAGUUAUAUUUCCCAGAAGGUGAGAGCUUUUUUAUACACAAUAUUGCCUUGCAGAUACAAGCUUUGAGGUUACAAAAGUAGUAGCAUUUUUUUUUAUAUUGCUAUGAGAUUAAGGUCUCAAUUAAGGUCCCAAUUUUAGGAGCCGUUUUACUCUUUUUAAAGUAAUUUAUUUUGGAUGCUUGUACACUGUUUUCUUGUGUGUUAUUAUCAGUUAUCAUUUGUGUUUAUUAGCCAUAUGUGUUAUUCUGAUUUUUAUCUCUUUGCUGGCCAACGGCUAUAAUAAAAUUGACUGACACAAAGAAUUCAUCAAACACAUCAUAGCAGGUAAUUGAUGGUUCCAGAUUCUGAUUCAAGGGAGGAGGGGCACAUACUAGCCCUCUCACAACUCCACUGGACGUGAACUCGCGGAUACAAUACAGGCAGAAAAGAAUCACUUCUUUGCUGCAUGUAUCCCCUGAGUAUAGGUCUUCAAAUAAGCUCUAUAUUGCAAUCUUUCGGACUCAAGCUGAGUCUUUCUCCACUAGCGCUCCAGUUGUCUGCCUCACUGCUUCAGCCCCCAUAGUUCUUCCGUAUACCAACGGAUCACUUUUGAAGCGGGACGGAGAAGACACUUAGGAACAAUCAUGUCUGCUGCCUCAAUGAGUUUGCUGUUCCAAUUCUCCACCAGGACAUCAACAGGAUCAUCAGCAGAGCCAGCACUAAAUCCCUCCAAGGCUUCUUGAAAUCCUAUUGGAUCUAAUAACCUUCUCGGGCAGACCAUCCUAAUAGGUCCUUCGCCCCUGCAAAGGUGGGAAGUGAUUGUGAGUCCAACUUUAACCAAAUGGUGGUCCGUCCGUGACAAUGGGGAAAUCACAGGAUUUCCCAUCCACAGAAAUCUUACCCUGAUCAGAGUGAAAGACCAAAUCAAGCAUGUGACCAGCGUCAGUCCUGAGACCACUUGAGACAGGCCUAUCAUUGUCAUGGCCGCUAUGAACUCCUGAGCUGCCCUGGACAAAUUGGUCCCGAAAAGAACAUUGAAGUCCCCCAGCACCACAGGUCUGGGGGACUCUAACACCAAGCCUGAAACCAAGUCCGUCAGCUCAGUUAGGGACUCUGUUGAGCAGUGGGGCGAUGAGUACACCAACAGAAGUCCCAGUCUAUCCCUGGUCCCCAAACUUAAGUACACUUAUUCGAUAUGGUCCGACACUUUAACAGGGAUCCUGGUAAGGGAAAGGUUAUUCUUAUAGAUUACAGCCACUCCACCACCCCGCCUAUGGUCCCUCACCUGCUCCUCAACAGAGUACCCUGGAGGGAGAAGCUGGGACCACACUGGGCCCCCAACCUCCCUCCAGCCAGGUCUCUGUAAUACACACCAGGUCAGCACCUUCAUUCAGAAUCAAAUCAUUGAUGGUUUCUGAUUUGUUAAGGACCGACCUGGCAUUACAAAGAAGCAAUGUGAGGUUCCAAGGUUGGUUGGCAUAGCUCCCCAAGGUCAAAGAGCUGGCAGGACAGCUGUAAGGGGAAACAGCUAUUAAGUUUCCAAAUCCCCUUCCCCUGUAAUGGCCCGCUGACCUGCCAAUGUUACUUUUUCUGUUCCCCACCACCACCGGAAUUGCUUCCAAAGUCAGUGGACAAACCCACAGUCAGUGGACAUGCCCCCUGUGUCCCCAUCUCCAGGUAAGCUCAGACACAUUCUAAAACAAUUUCACCCAAGACAAAUUAAAACAGAAGCCCCACUAUUAAAUGCCCCCCCACACACACACACACACACAUAAAAAUACCUGGGCCAGGAGGCCUGGCCCUCACCUUCACUGUCCCCUGAAGUGGCUCCCCCAAAUGGAUGACCCUCUUUGGUGUAUCCCCUUUGGUGGCGACCCCACCAGUGGCGGGCCCACCACCACAGGCAGCAUCCCUUUAUAGGCCCAGAGAUGACCACCCUGGGCAGAUGGAAAGCAGGGACUGCUGAGUCACUCCUGGGCCCUGUUCCUGCAGAGCAGCCACUGCCAGAGACUGCAGGGCUGGCACAUGGUCUCACUCUCUCCCUCUUCUGCAGGCAGGCACUCAAAAGCAGCAGCAAUGCAACAGACAGCCAACACCAGUCUUUCACCCUGGGGGCCAUCAAGGAAGCAGGUGGUCUCUCCCUCUGCUGCAGGGCUUCUUGCAGGCUGAAGCCAGAGGCAGCGACCCUUUGUAGGCCCAGAGAUGACCACCCUGGGCAGAUGGAAAGCAGCUGAGUCACUCCUGGGCCCUGAUCCUGCAAAGCAGCCACUGCCAGAGGCCACAGCCCCACAGGUCAGGCAAGGGGCUGGCAGAUGGUCCUACCUCUCCCUCUUCUGCAGCCAGUUCUCUCAGAAGACAGCACAACGGCUUGCAUCCAGCCAUAUGAAGAAGUGCAAACUUCUGCUACAGAUCUACUGGAUCAGCAGGACAAUCUGGGAAGGUCCUUAAAAUGUCAUCAAAGCAGGGAGCUACCUAGAAUUCCUCCAAAUAAUGCCAUAGACACUAUCCUCACUACAAGAAAUACAGAAAAUGAUCAUGGACUGGGAAUGGAGGGGCCCUAUGAAGUGUUGAAAGACAGCUCUUCCCAGGAAAACAUUGUUGAAGACUGUUUGUAUGAAACUGUGAAGGAAAUUAAGGAACCAGGUGCCACAGCCAGUGCAGAGAAGAGCUGUGGUAGCAAACCAAAAGCUGCCAUGAUGGUUAAUGGGAGCUUAGAUCAUAUUCUUGCACGCAAGGUUGAAUCAGCAGAGUAUGCUUCCGUUGACAGAAAUAAAAAAAGCCGUCAGAGUGUUAAUUCAGAGAGUCCUCUUAGCAACACUCCAGACAUGGAAGAUGAAGCUCCACCUCCAGUCCCUGUGAAACUCCUUGACGAAAAUGAGAAUGUACAAGAGAAAGGAGCCAAAGAGGAAGAAGGGGUGAAGGAAGGGCCUAGUGAACCUGAGAAGAGGCUUAGCUCGCUGUCUUACAAAUCUAGAGAGGACGACCCAUCUCUUACAGAAGAUGAGAUUUCAGCAAUGUAUUCUUCUGUAAAUAAGCCAAGUCAGUCCACCAAAGAGCUGGAGUCUGCAUACACCUGUAUUCCAGAAAUUGUACCUCAGAAGUCGCCAUCUAUUUGCAGUGGCCUCUAUGCCAGUGUGAAGGACUUGGAAAACACCACAAACCUUACCUCCAUACCUCAGUUAGCAGACAAACUAAAUGGGGAGUUAGAACCAGACUAUGAGGCAAUUCAGACCCUAAAUCAUGAGGAAGACAGGAAUUGUUCAGAUUCUAGCAUCAACCAAUCAGCCCCCUCACAAGAAAAUGACUAUGAGAGCAUUGGAGACUUGCAGCAAAACAAGGACAUCACCAGGCUUUAAUCAGAAACGAAGAUCACCACCAGCCUAAUGGAAUUUUCAUCUUGGGAUGUUUUUCAGGAAGCCAAUGGCUGGUUCACUCCAUGUCUUAACUCUUGACAAUUCAACUUGCAGCUGAACAUGUGAACUGUGUCCUGUUUUUUUUUUUAAGUAUUUUGCUUUCGGUUAUGUCAAACACUUUGUGGUGUCUGAUCCAGGAUGGCUGUUUCACAUGUGUAAGUCAUCUUACAUGUGUGAUUUCUAGGAAGCAGGAAAAAAGGUUAUUGCUCCUUUCUGAAGAACAGAGAGAAGCCAAGUAGGAGCAAGCUAAAAAGAAGCAAACAGAGAAUCUGUGCAUGUUUUUCCAAAGUGUAUUUGGCGUAAUCUUGUAGGUGGUAGUCACCACAACAACAAAGGCACAAAAACAAAUCAAAAUCAAGUUGAAGGUACUAAGUCAGUAUUUGGUAAAGAGUGCCAUGCUUGCCAACUAUAAAAACUGUCAUUAAAAGGCGCAGUUAUUAUUUUGC